GUUUGGUAGUUGGUACGGUCAAUCGGUACAGGUAAGGAACUUUUCUUUUGCCAUUUGGGGAAAUCGAAUCAAAAAUCAAUUUCAUCGUCUUCUCUAUCUGUCAUUCAUCAUCAUCACAAUCAUCAUCAUCAAAUCUCAGGAUCUUCGAGGUGGUUCUUCUGUUUCGCAACUAGCUUCUAGAUUGUGAUUUACAAUCUUCGAACUCUCGGUGAGUUUCUAGGUUUAGGGUUUUAUCUCUCUUUACACGACAAUUGUUAUGGCCAAUCGAGAAAGAGAUCGAGAGCUUCUGAUUCCCGUCGCUGAUUUCGGCGACAAAGACGAUGGUUCUUCUUCGAAGCCUUCUUCUUCUUCCUCUGCUUCUUCUUCGCAUCAAUCCGGCCACGAGACUUUAAGCUUGUUCAUUAGGGGUUGGGCGUCAAAGAAGUUCAUGACAGGCUGUGUUAUCCUACUUCCUAUUGCAGUUACUUUCUAUACAACAUGGUGGUUUAUUCACUUUGUCGAUGGAUUCUUCUCUCCAAUAUAUGCACUACUUGGAAUCAACAUAUUUGGUUUCGGUUUUUUGACUUCCAUUGCAUUCAUCUUCUUGGUUGGGGUGUUCAUGUCUUCGUGGUUGGGGGCAUCGGUUCUGAACUUGGGAGAGUGGUUUAUCAAGCGGAUGCCAUUUGUUCGUCACAUCUACAACGCCUCCAAGCAAAUCAGCACUGCCAUAUCGCCUGAUCAAAAUACACAAGCUUUCAAGGAAGUUGCAAUCAUCAGGCAUCCCCGUGUAGGUGAAUAUGCAUUUGGCUUCAUUACAUCAACUGUUGUUCUCCAGAACUACCCAACCGAGGAGGAACUUUGCUGUGUAUACGUUCCCACGAACCACCUUUACAUUGGAGAUAUACUACUUGUCAACAGUAAUGACGUUAUCAGGCCAAACCUCUCUGUCCGGGAAGGAAUUGAGAUUGUUGUUUCCGGGGGAAUGUCAAUGCCGCAGAUUCUAUCGACUCUUGAUAAACCUUUGGCCUCGAUUGGAAAUGAAUCUUAAAGUGACUAUUCAAAAACCUUUGGCCGAUCGAUAGGAAAAAAUAAAAAAUCAGAAGAGACGUUUCACAAAAUCUGAGCGAAUAGAGAAACCAAAAAACACAGAAAAAUUUGUCGAGAAGUGUAAUUUGUCAAUAUUAUUUGAAUAACCUUGUUUUCUUUUAGCCCUUUUAAAAAUAAUUUUUUUUCUUUUCUUAUAGAUUAUAAUUUGUAUCCGCGUCCUUGUGUCUUUCAUAUUACUGUCGCAUUGACUUUAUAACAAAAAGAUAAUCAAAGAUAAUCCCACCCUAAUAAUAAUCACAUGACAAAUGGCAAUAUCGUUUUA
Molecule: messenger RNA, 1348 nt
Organism: Arabidopsis thaliana (thale cress)
Lineage: Eukaryota; Viridiplantae; Streptophyta; Magnoliopsida; Brassicales; Brassicaceae
Gene: LCV1
Exons: 7
Coding region: 257-1027 (256 amino acids)
Cellular component (GO): membrane
Source: RefSeq, marked reviewed